Molecule: messenger RNA, 2592 nt
Organism: Parus major (Great Tit)
Lineage: Eukaryota; Metazoa; Chordata; Aves; Passeriformes; Paridae
Gene: UFSP2
Product: UFM1 specific peptidase 2
Exons: 12
Coding region: 143-1534 (463 amino acids)
Source: RefSeq, a predicted model, not a curated record
AUGCGGCCGGGCCCGGCCCCCGCCGCGGCGCUGACGGACGUGGUGAGUCCGCCCCUCCCCUGGCCGGCCCCCCUCUCCCCGUCCCCGGGGGAUGGAUGCAUGGAUGGAUGGAUGGGUGGAAGACUAGGUAAUUCUAGAAGCUAUGGAUAUACUCUUCAGAAUAAGAGGAGGUUUGGAUCUUGCAUUUCAGCUUGCAACUACUGAUGAGGCAUCAACAAAAAAGGCAUUAGGAUAUGUUUUCAGUGAUCUAGAAAACAAACUAUCCUCAGAGGUUCUUGUGUUCAGAAUUUGCCACAGUUCAGUCUAUGUGUGGCCUAACAAUGGUAUGACUACAGUUCCAGAGCUGACUGAUGAGUCUGCAUGUAAGGAGUUAACACGAUUUAUACAAUUUGAUCAAGAUGAUGAGACCAAACGAAAGCUUGGCAAAAAAAAGGAUAAAAAGUUACAGGAUACGCAGCAGCAGAUAAUCAAUGUAGACCUCAUGUUGGAAAUGACUUCUUCAUUAGCUGCUUUGGCUCCAGUCAUUGAAAGGGAAAAGAAGGAACACCACUACAUAAAUAUGACAUUACCAGUUGAUGUUGUUGUAUCUGUUUCUCCAGAAGAACCAUGGGGAAAGGUACAGAAUCUCCUAGUGAAAGCAAUUCAUGGGCAAUUAACUGACAUGGAAAGAUGUAUCAUGAAAUAUGUGAAAGGAACAUCAAUUGUGGUACCAGAACAAUUUCAUUUCAUGUUACCAGGAAAAAAUCACCUCAUAACAGUCUCAUAUCCUACGGGUAUUUCAGAUGAUCAGCUGGAAAGUUACAGAAAGGAAUUGCAUGGGUUAUACAAUCUGCCUUGUGACAGACCAUAUUUCAAGAGAGCAAAUGCUUAUCAUUUUCCAGAUGAACCAUAUAAAGAUGGGUAUCUCAGAAAUCCACAUUUACAUCUUAGUUCACCUGGCAUGGAGUCUGGUAUGGUUUAUUUAGUGCAAGGUGUAUACAGUUACCACCACUAUAUGCAGGACCGCAUGGAUGACAGUGGCUGGGGCUGUGCCUAUCGGUCUCUGCAGACAAUCUGCUCUUGGUUCAAGCACCAAGGCUACGUGGAUAGACCUAUACCAACACACAAGGAAAUUCAACAGGCACUGGUUGAUGCUGGAGACAAGCCUGCAGCAUUUGUUGGGUCACGGCAGUGGAUUGGUUCGAUUGAGGUACAGCUUGUUCUGAAUCAGCUUUUUGGAAUAACAUCUAAAAUAUUAUUUGUCAGCCAGGGUUCUGAACUAGCAUUGCAGGGAAGAGAGCUUGCUAAUCAUUUCAAGACUGAGGGAACUCCAAUUAUGAUUGGUGGAGGUGUUUUGGCUCACACAAUAUUAGGAGUGGCUUGGAAUGAGACUACAGGGCACAUAAAAUACUUAAUUCUAGACCCACAUUACACUGGAGGAGAAGAUCUGCAUGUUAUUUUGGAAAAGGGCUGGUGUGGAUGGAAGGGCCCGGAGUUCUGGAACAAGGAUGCCUAUUAUAAUCUGUGCCUACCUCAACGACCAAAAGCUAUUUAAAUUCACUCUUACGCUGAACGCGCUGAAAUGGAAUAGUAGCUAAUCUAGAUAAAACUGUCCUGUUAUUUAUCAAAAUAAUGCUUUAAGUCAAUCAAAACCCAGUUGAAAUAGAAAUAUUGGUUGAAUGACUUAAAUUGAGAAACUAUUUUUUUUAAUGAAACCUCUAGAAAUAAGAGUUACCUGCUUUGAACUGUAUCCUUACAAAUGCAUUUACUAGGCAACAAACACUCUGUAAUUUUUCGUAGCACAAUUUUAGGCUUAUAUAGUAUUUUCCCUUCUAUUAGAAUCUUUAUAGAUUAAAUGCCAAAUCCUUUUGUUUUAUGGAAUAUUUUCAUGACAAAAAGAUAUACUGUCCUCUGCCUUUAGGGUUCCACUUAGCCAGUUGCCGUGUCCAUUAUGAAUCUGUUCAAAGGCCUUGUUUGUUGCUGGUAUUCUUGAUGAUGCACUUUAGGAGUGGGAAAAAAAAUGGCUAUAUUUACUGCAUUUUAUUAAUUUUGCUCUCAUAUUUACACAGAAAAGAAAGCAAGAGAAUUCAUUUUUCCAUCAUCAUUUAUUUAUAGCUGAACGAAUACAAGUAUUCCAGGGGGGAAAAAACCUCACAGCAUUCUUCUGUAAGAAGUAACAAUAAACAAGCUUUCCUCCUUCUCAGAAGGAGACAAUGUCCCAGCACACACAUCUGACUGCUCAGUGUUUCAUCCAGUCAUGGUUCUUCAGACUUUGGAUUCCCCAUAUUUCAUGUUGGGAUUACUGUUUUUUCUGGCAGCUAGGAGACAAGAUCUGUCAUAGAAACAAACAAAAUAAGUCUGAAGCUGUGUCAUCAGUACAUCAUGAAGAGUACCUAUGAUUUUUAUUUUUUUGUAUCAAAGUAGCCUCUUAAGUGGCAUUCCACAUGUCCAUUUCCAAGAAGACCCUAACCUUAAGUACCUAUGCAAGUUCAUCCGUACUAGGAGGCUUCUAAAUCUAACUGGUCUGUGUCUAACACACAUUUGUUUUACAUAGAUGCUAAUAACAUUUUUAAAACAUUCUGAAUUGUAUUAAACCAACACUAUUACAUACCA